AAUGUCAACAAGAGGUGGCUUCGUCCGUCUUAAAGUUCUGGUUGCAGCGACUUUCUUAACGCUCCUCCUGCUCCUGGUUGCUUUGCACCACACGGAUGAGCUAAAAACCACUGCCUUGGGCAGAAAUGGAGAAGGGAGUGCGGGUCUGGGAAAGGUAACUCCACCAAUUGUUCAACACCUGGAGGAGCCAAUAAAGGAGGAGCUAGUGCGACAAUUGGAGCAGGAACUGCCUGAGGUGGACUAUAGUUUCUGGUACCAUUGGGCCAAGCCCAUGGGCUACAAGAUAAACAACACAUGCGCUCCGUAUCCCGAUCCUCUGGAUUUACAGCUGCACAACAUCUACUGGCAGAGUUUUGUAAACUCGAACGUGACCUUUCGUUUGUAUGCCGCCUAUUUGGACAAAAGGAAAGCGUUGAAACUGCCCACGGUGAGGAUUUUGGUCACUGCCAAUCAGAUUGGAGACCAGUUUCCACCCACCCACUGUCAACUCUGGUUCGAGGGCCAUCGAGAGCCCGUUUUGGUGUCAGUGGCGGAGUACCUGACUGUGUGGGUCAAGGCGUGGGGCUUUAAACGGAACCUCAACUAUCCGCACCUGCUUAGCUGCCCGAUUCCCAGAGAAUUGCCGCCGGCCGUCAUUAAUAAACUGCCGAAAACAGUAUCUUUGGUCGCUAAACGUUGCGAUAAGGCCAGUAACUCAUUGAGGGUGAACCAAAAACCACCAUUGGCAGCUCAAAACGCCACCAGCAAAGGCCAAAACGUAACUGAAACCGUCGCCCUAAACUUUGGAGUUUGCGUCAAGGGUUUCGACUUUCCCUAUGUGGACUUAUCGGAACGUCUCAUCGAGUGGUUCGAGCUGCAGAGAAUUUUGGGUGCUUCGAGAAUCUAUGCCUAUAUGUACGAUGUGCAUCCGGCGGUGCAAAGGGUUCUGGACUAUUACCAGCAAACGGGAUUCCUCGAACUCAGACCUCUGACGCUGGCCAAUGGAAUGCCCAGGCUGAGGCACUACCAGCACAUGUUGCUCCAGCAGAGGAAGCUGGAGAAGAGGCUAAACGAACUGAUACCCUACAACGAUUGCUUCUACAGGAAUCUGUAUCGCCACGAUUAUCUGGUCAAUGUGGAUGUGGAUGAGGUGAUAGUACCGAAGGGUGAGAACCGCAAUUGGCAUCAGUUGGUGCAGAAGGCGCAUACAUUGGAGGCUGAAAAGGGUGGUAAAUGUGCGGGUCGCUUUCCCGCGCUGUGCUUCAUAAACUCGUACUUCACCAAAGUGGUUUCCGAGUUGAGCAAUCACGAGGAGCAGGCCAUUGCCGGGGAGUUGUUCGUCUUGCAGCACACGCAGCGGUUCAAGAACUACUCUCAGGCAGGAAGGGCCACCAAGUGUUUCCACAACGCCCAACUUUCGCUAACGCUGCAUAACCACUUUACCCUCAAGUGGCUGCCCGGGGGCUGCAAUCCCCGCACCCUGGACACCUCGGUGGCCCAAAUGCAACACUACAGGGAGCCCGAUGCGAAGUAUAACCAAACCGAUCUGGUGGAGGAUCGCAGUCUCUGGAAAUUCGCCGGCGAACUGCGAGCCGCUGUGGAGUACGUGUGGCUACAUCUGGACGAUGUGCUGACCCAGAUCAGCGAUCCCGAAGAGCAGCAGCUGGAGGACUCGCUCGACCAAGAUGGCGACGAACUGGACCGGGAGCUACAGCCACUCCAGCAAGUCAUCCAGGCUCGUCCGGUGCCAGUAUCUUAGGUUAAGGUUUGCUGAAGGGUCUGCUGAUCCAGUCUAUCAUGUUUGAUUAUAAGCUUUGAGAAGAUUUGCAUAUGCAUACAUAUACAUCCAUGUGAGUACAUACUCGUAGUUUCUGACUUUCGACGCCCAUAUUCAUAUUUUUUUUUAUAUCGUUAUAUACUACUAAGUGCUAAAAAAAAAAGGCAAAACAAGGUUUCUUACCUAGCUUUAUUAGUUUUUAUUGUAUGGGCCGUCAGUAAUUAUCAGUAUGAACUCACAUAUGCUCCUCACUCUAUCUAUAUAUUUUUCGGACAGUUUACUCUUCAUUAGCCUCACACUCACAUGAGUAAAUUCCAAUUAGGUUUUUAAUCUUUUUUUUUAAUUAGAAAAAUGUCAAUGAAACCAGAAGAGUACGGGGCAUCUGAUGGUCGAAAAACCGAUUAUACAAAUGAUAUAUAUU
This is a messenger RNA of Drosophila rhopaloa, 2177 nucleotides long. RefSeq lists its product as uncharacterized. The transcript has a single exon. The coding region runs from base 2 to 1738 and encodes 578 amino acids. The record is from RefSeq and is a predicted model, not a curated record. Lineage: Eukaryota; Metazoa; Arthropoda; Insecta; Diptera; Drosophilidae.